Molecule: messenger RNA, 1820 nt
Organism: Brassica napus (rape)
Lineage: Eukaryota; Viridiplantae; Streptophyta; Magnoliopsida; Brassicales; Brassicaceae
Product: probable inactive leucine-rich repeat receptor-like protein kinase At3g03770
Exons: 8
Coding region: 33-1652 (539 amino acids)
Biological process (GO): protein phosphorylation
Molecular function (GO): ATP binding; protein kinase activity; protein binding
Source: RefSeq, a predicted model, not a curated record
CGUAUUCGGUUACUCUUAUACUCAGCAAGAACAUGUUUAGAUCCGCCGUAUCAUCUCAAGAAGUGAGUUCUUUGUAUCAGCUUCAACGUUUGGAUCUUUCAUUCAACACAUUCGUUGGUCCCUUUCCUACUUGCUUGAUGUCUCUCCCAGCUAUUACUUACUUGAACAUUUCACACAACAAACUCACCGGGCGGCUUUCGACAAAUCUCUCUUGCAACUCACAGCUGAUCUCUGUUGAUCUAUCAUCAAAUCUUCUUACCGGAAGCUUGCCUGAUUGUCUUAAACCGAGCUCAAAAACUAGCAGAGAUGUUGUCUAUGGAGGUAACUGUCUGGCUACUGAAAAUGAAGACCAGCGUCCAGUUUCAUUUUGUAGCAAUGAAGCUCUUGCUGUUGGGAUCUUACCACAGAGGAGGAAAAGAGUUUCCAAGUUAGGUAUUGCCUUAGGUGUAACAGGAGGCGUCCUAGGGUUGUUUCUCCUCGCUGGUGCAGUGUUUUUAGUGCUUAGGAGAGUUAGUGCUAAGAGGAAAGCAACAGAAGCUUCUCCAAGAUUGAUCAAAGAGAAUGUUUCAAUGGGAUACACAUCAAAACUACUCUCAGAUGCAAGGUAUAUCUCUCAAACAAUGAAGCUAGGAGCGCUUGGUCUUCCAGCUUACAGGACAUUCUCACUGGAAGAGCUUGAGUAUGCUACAAACAACUUUGAAUCAUCUGCUUUCAUGGGUGAAGGUUAUCAAGGACAGAUUUAUAGAGGGAGGUUGAAGGAUGGAUCAUUUGUGGCGAUUAGAUGUUUGAAAAUGAAGAAAAGUUGCAGCACUCAAAACCUGAUGCAUCACAUAGAGCUCAUUGCUAAGCUGAGGCACCGUCACUUGGUCAGUGUGCUAGGGCAUUGCUUUGAGUGCUACUUAGAUGAUUCAACCGUCAGUAGAAUGUUCUUUGUCUUUGAGUAUGUCCCAAAUGGUGAACUCAGGAGCUGGAUCUCUGAUGGGAAUGUGGGAAGAUUGCUUACUUGGGAGCAACGCAUAAGUGUAGCGAUUGGUGUAGCAAAAGGGAUCCAGUUCUUGCAUACUGGUAUUGUCCCUGGUGUUUAUGAUAACAACCUGAGGAUAACAGAUGUUUUGCUUGACAAUAAUCUUGCUGCAAAAAUCAGUAGCUAUAACCUUCCUUUAUUUGUGGAAGGUCUUGGAAAGGUGGGACAAGUUGUAUCAAGAAAAGGAACUCCAAGCAUCAAAGAUGAAGAUAAAGUAGAUAUCUAUGACUUUGGAGUGAUCUUGCUUGAACUUAUAGUGGGAAGACCAUUGAGAGGAAAGGGUCAAGUAGAUGUUCUAAAAGAGCAGUUACAAGCAAGCAUCUCAACGGAUGAUGGAGCGCGUAGGAGCAUGGUGGAUCCAACGGUCCACAGAACAUGUUCAGACCAAUCACUCAAGACAAUGAUGGAGAUAUGCGUAAGGUGCCUCCUCAAAGACCCUCUAGAACGGCCUUCCAUUGAAGAUGUUCUUUGGAAUCUUCAGUUUGCUUCUCAAGUCCAAGAAGGUUGGCUACAUAACAGCAAUCCUCCGAGCAUUCGCGGCUCGCCUUCUCCUGCAGCUUCCUCUCGUUUGCACAUAACAACACUCGAAUCACCACGAGACUCAGGAUAUGAAGAGCAUGAGAGGUAGAGGAGACAAUGAGUUUUUGUUUGGUCUAUUGAGAGAGGAACCUAACUUGCAUCUAUAUCUAUUAGACAAUCAUAGUUUCCUGUUUUCAAAAUAUUCUCUGUUGUUGCUGCUAAUGAUCAAAGCUGUUAAUAGUACAUUAGUACUUACUCAACAACCAAUAAUCUGUCA